Caenorhabditis sp. 36 PRJEB53466 is the source of this 1674-nucleotide messenger RNA. The record is from the annotation of a GenBank genome assembly. Lineage: Eukaryota; Metazoa; Nematoda; Chromadorea; Rhabditida; Rhabditidae.
AUGGCUGUCACGUUCCGAAACAGUAUAUUUUACAGCGACGACGAAAGUAUUCAAACUCAGUACGAAGACUCGUAUUCGAAAUUUGGUUGAGUCAAUUUUCUAUUGCUAACACUAACACAACCGUAUUUAGUGGAUGACUUAAAACAGCAACGUCUAAAAGGUCAAUACCAUAUGGUGACCAGGCCAUUGGCCAUUUCUACAACUGUCUUCUUUGGAAUACUCUUCAUUGGAAUCUCAGCGUUAUUGACAUCCGCAAAUCAACAAGGUUUGGUUCGACGCUCGUUUGAUGCUUACUUUUUUGGAUUUUAACGGGACCGGACAAUCAUGAUUCGAAAAUAAUUUUCAAGAGGAUUCCAAAACUGUUUUUCAUUUUUGCUGAAUGACUCUGGUAUUCGAGAAAAACGCAACUGAAAUCUGGCGGCGCAGUGGUGUAGUUAGAGGUGAGACGGAGUUUUUUGCGUGAAACCAAGAAUAUGACCGAACAAAACAGUUGGAAAUUUGAUUCACUGGUUUCAAAUGCGUUUUCCUCGAAGCACAGAGGUAUUCAGGUAAACUCAAAGCUAUUUUCGGAAUUAGCAAAGCAUGUAACCUCAGAUCAUUCCUAAUUAUGAAUCUAUGUUUAGUAACUCUUGUGAGACGUCGAUAUGACAACAUCUCCUCGGGAUAUCUCGAAAUUGUAAUUCCCAAGCACAUCCCGGUAAGUUCACAAUCAUCAUCUUUUUUAUGUUUUUACUCUCCAGCCACCAAUCUACUUCUACUACGAGCUGAAGAACACUUUCCUAAUGCACCGAUCUUUGAAUGCGGCAUUUUGUGCGGAGCAGCUUAUCGGACCGGGACUCACUGAUAACCUUCAUCCUUGUGACGAGUUCAGGAACAUCAAAUACUCGUGUGAGAAGCGAGACACUCCGUCUUUUCCAUUUCGAUAUCCCCUUCGGUGUGCCACCGACGCGACAUUUUACGCUCCUAUCGGUGGUCUGGGUGCGAUCAUGUUCAACGGUAAAUUAGGUGCUUUUUUUCUGAAACAUUUUUGUUUUUGUUUGCAGACACGUUCAAACUUUCCAUAAAGAACAAUCCGAUUUCGUGGCAUUGGAAUGGAGUGGUUUCCGAUAGUUUCCGGAAUUCAUUUGCACAGCCAGAGGACAACGUGGAUAAUCUUUGCAACUCGUCAAUGGUACGAGCACAUGUUUUAUCUGAUUAAAAUUAAAUCAGUGUUGUUUUAGUUCAGAAAGACUGUAAAACCAGCGGAAUGGCCUAGACACAUCUGCGAGAUGGGUGGCUAUCGAAAUGUCGAUUUUAUCCAAUGGAUGCAACCAUCGUCCUAUCAAAACUUUAAGAAAUUCUAUCGAAUUCUGAACACAACUGCUCAUCCGCACGGACUCAAACCCGGUGUAUACCGACUGGAUUUCACCAACACUUGUGAGAUUAUAACGUUUUUUUAUUCACAUCAGUACAUUAGGAAUUUCAGAUUGGCCACUUUUCUCGAUGGAGAAUCAAAUGGAAAAGUAUUUCUGGAUUCUCCAUCCGUCUUGGGUCGGAACUGAGCAAAAGUUCUUGGAAGUCAUCUAUCUUGUAGUCGGAAUCGGUCUCUUAACACUGUCUAUUGGUCUCGUUGGGUUCCAAAUUAUCAUGCUGAACCGAAGAAAACAAUACGACGAUGAAAAUGAUGAUUGUUAA